UUCGCCACCUCACCUCCAUUACCUUCUUCUACCUUUCUACAUCUUGCUUGCUUCUACUCUGCUGCCCUCAUCAGUUACUUCAAUUAAUUUCUCUACUAGUACUACUACUGUUGCAGCUUGGACCAUACAUAAUAAUAGGAUCUGGAUUUGAAAACAUAUACAUGGCACAAAAGUACGAGGCCACCGGAGAACAUGAUCAAACCGCCGCCGCCACAGGUGACCGCGCCGGAGCCGGGGAAGAUCAGCAGCGGGAGCACCUUGGCCUCGUUGGCAUGCUUCGCCACUCCGGCGGCCCUGGCCUUAAAUAUUUAGAGGAAGAAGAAGGGGGAAGAAGGAUGAAGGAAGGGGUGAAAGUAAAGCUAAAGAAGAAGCUAACAGGGGAGGAGGAACAGACGACACAGAGCAGUACUGCAGCCAUGGCAUCCGAUGAGGAUUCAGAAGCUCUGUCGAGAGGGGGUCCAAUUAAAGUGCCCGCUGGAUCCAAAACUUACGCCAAGGCCAAGCCAAAGUAGAAUGAAGGAAUCACUAGUAAAUUUUGUUAACACGAGCAGAGAGCUUAAUGUAGUUGAUGAACUCCUCACAAUUUCAAACAUCAGGGAUUCAACAACCGCCAGCCAGCAUAGGAGUACUAUUGUAACCAAGCCGAAUCAGCCUACUGAGUUUCUUCCUCCACAACAUAUAAAAUAAAAAUAAUCAUCGACUUUAAUUCUUGCAUUGCUCUGCAACUGCAAUUGCAAUUUCAUUUCAUAUUAUCCCUUUAAGCUUAAGCUGAUUUGGACCAAAGGGGCGGGUGAUCAAAAUGAUUGGUCUAUCCUUUGCAUGGCCUCUGUUGAUAAUUAUGUUUUAGUUGCUGAGUCAUCCAUGAGUUUAGGAUGAGUUUAGGAGGUUGUUAUUUUUUUCUUCUGUUGCAGAUUUUUUAGGAGUUUGUUAUGUGCUUAUCGAGUCAAGUUUAGUUGCUUAAAUUUAGCUUUCUGUUGAAAGGCUAUAGCUGAUUAUGGGAUUUGUAGCAGGUUUUCAGGAUUAGCAGCUGAUUUAGUUACAAAUCUCUUGUAUUUAAGCUUAUGUGGAUUUAAUAAAAAGUGUGAGUGAUUCAGCUUCUCA
Molecule: messenger RNA, 1101 nt
Organism: Diospyros lotus (date-plum)
Lineage: Eukaryota; Viridiplantae; Streptophyta; Magnoliopsida; Ericales; Ebenaceae
Exons: 3
Coding region: 162-512 (116 amino acids)
Source: RefSeq, a predicted model, not a curated record